AGCAUGGUCUUACGAUUGACUCUGAUGAUGUAAAAUGCAAAUGGUCUAUUCGGCACAUAACCAAAACAUUAAUUGUUAAACAAUGCAUAUGUGGAAGCUAUCGAGAUAAGGUAGUUACAUCUGGUUCUAGAAUCUCAGCAGCGCGUUACCUCUACGUAGGAUGCCUUGCGUUCGUCACAAUAUCUCUUCGUAAUAAUGAAGUUUGUGGUGCUGCGGGAUAUCUAAAUCAUUCUGAGCAAUGUGUGACUUCUCAGCCGCAACGUGAUCCACAAUAUAAACUUCUACCAUAUGUAAGAAAAAGUGUUGAAAAUUUAUUAAACCUUAAUGUAAGAACUCCAGAUAUUCUUGCUCAAAAUGCAAGAAUCGUAAAAAAUGUAUUUGAAAAUUGUACCUUAAUCGGAAAUUUCAGAACAUUGCUUACGGCAAUGGACAUUACGAAUAUUAAAAAACAAAUGUUGCAAAAAA
This is a messenger RNA of Racocetra persica, 465 nucleotides long. NCBI's taxonomy places the organism in Eukaryota, Fungi, Glomeromycota, Glomeromycetes, Diversisporales, Gigasporaceae. The record is from the annotation of a GenBank genome assembly.